Molecule: messenger RNA, 186 nt
Organism: Aureobasidium melanogenum CBS 110374
Lineage: Eukaryota; Fungi; Ascomycota; Dothideomycetes; Dothideales; Saccotheciaceae
Exons: 2
Coding region: 1-186 (61 amino acids)
Source: RefSeq, a predicted model, not a curated record
AUGUGUAAAGGCGCCGUGUGUGACAACUGCAGCAAGCGCACUUGGUUCGGCUGUGGUAUGCAUGUACCAUCAGUCAUGGACUCAGUCCCCAAGAGCGAAUGGUGUGACUGCGAGCCAAAGACCGAAAAGAACGGCACAGAGUACCCUCCCAUGGGUAAGCUUGAUCGUACAUUUUGUAUUGCAUAA